Schistosoma intercalatum is the source of this 1413-nucleotide messenger RNA. The record is from the annotation of a GenBank genome assembly. Lineage: Eukaryota; Metazoa; Platyhelminthes; Trematoda; Strigeidida; Schistosomatidae.
AUGUCGACACGCGGUAAUUACGCCUUGUCCGACUUUAUAAGACUGGAGAAAAUCGGCGAAGGCACAUACGGAGUGGUGUAUAAAUGUAAAAACAAAGUCAACGGUAAAUUUGCUGCACUUAAAAAGAUACGUCUCGAAAAUGACGAAGAGGGUGUUCCUUCGACGGCUAUUCGGGAAAUAUCACUCCUAAAAGAAUUACAACAUCCAAACAUCGUGAAUCUCGAGCAGGUAAUCAUGGAGAAUGGAAGACUAUACUUAGUUUUUGAGUACCUAAAUUUGGAUUUAAAACGCUACUUGGAUGACAGUGGAAGAAAAAACUUGCUCGAACCUGGUAUUGUUAAGAGCUUCAUGUAUCAAAUGCUGCAAGGUCUAUUGUUUUGUCACGGCAGGCGAGUUAUUCACAGGGAUCUAAAGCCCCAAAAUAUCCUGGUUGAUAUUGGAAGAAAAAUUGUCAAACUUGCAGAUUUCGGUUUGGCUCGUGCUUUUGGAAUUCCUGUUCGUGUACUAACUCAUGAGGUUGUUACUUUAUGGUAUCGAGCUCCAGAAAUCUUGCUUGGGGCUCAAAGGUAUUCUUGUGCCGUAGAUAUUUGGUCUAUGGGCUGUAUCUUUUCGGAGGUCUCAACAAAAGAAGCUUUAUUUCGAGGAGAUUCGGAAAUAGAUCAACUUUUUCGCAUUUUCCGGCUCCUUGGUACGCCAUCAGAAGAAGUUUGGCCAGGAGUUUCAAGUUUACCGGAAUAUCAAAAGAAAAGUUUUCCUAUUUGGCGUAAUUCAAAGUUGUCUAUUCAAGAUAAUAUAGCUAAAGCCUUCACCAGUCCUGGUCUUGAUUUGCUUCAGGCCAUGCUGAUCUAUGAACCUUCGCGACGUAUUACUGCAAGGGAUGCUCUUUUGCAUCCUUAUUUUUCUGACUUGGACAAAUCUCUUGUGCCAGCAACUGGUGAAGAGUACAUUGGUUUGCCAUUAGACCAGUUACCCCGUGAAGUUGCUGCUAUAUUUCUAGCAGAUGGCGGUGAAGUAUAUCAUAAUUCCAACGAUACAGAAAAUAAUACUAGCAAUUUAUGUAUUGCCGUCCAACCUGAUACCGUACAGUUGGGAAGUGCAGCAAUCCCUACAGCGAGAUAUUUGGCUGACUGCAAAAAGCAAGCGCAUCAAACAGUAGGUGCAGUAAAUUCCAAGUCCAGUCACCAUGUGGCACCGUUGGCAGAUAAUCACGAAACUAAUAUGUCAAUUAGCUAGUCAAUAAAACCAGUCAGAAUUUAGCUUUCUCAUUUGCCACAAACCACCAGUUAUUUUCUAAUUUUGUCAUUAUUAUUCCAUUUUCUAUUACUAUGUAAAUGUUAUCCCGAUUAUAUAGGUUGUUAGUGCGUUCUUGUGUUUGUUUCAUAAUUUUUUGUAAUAAAUAUUGCCUACUUCUAA